GGAGGGGAUAGGAAGUGUAUAUCAGGUUCAGUAAUUGAAUUUAUAUCUGGGUUGUUGAGAUGUCGUCAGUCGAUUCUUGGCCAUGGUGCGAUAUAAUCUUAUCCCAAGAUUACUAAGCAUACAGCCUGAGACACUGUCAUGCUGCUUGCAUACAAUAGUAUCAUUAUGCUUCCUAGCAUGUUAUAUGAGUAUGGCAUUUAUUAUAUUGAUAGCAGAUAUUAAAUAUGUCAACAAUAGAUUCUUAGCUAAUGGAUUUGCGAGUAUGGGAUAUUUAUUCAGUAUUUGGGUACUGGCUUCAGAGACUAUAUUUUUCGGAAUGUAUUCAGCGAUAGAUUUACUUCAAAUAUAUUGUAAACAGUCAGAAAAAGCUCUUAAAAUUUGUCAAACACUAAGGAAUGUUGCAAGUCAUAUGCUCUUCUCCGUUGUUUUCCCAUUAUCAUUGGUCGUUGCGAUUUUGUUUUGGGGAUUUUAUUUCUGGGAUAGAGAACUUAUCUAUCCAGCAAUAUUGGAUGAACUUUUGCCACCGUUCAUCAACCAUAUGAUGCAUACUUACCCAGUACCAUUAUCCAUACUUUACAUGUUCACGGAAAUAAAAAAGGAACCUCCAAAAUAUAAGACACUCGGUUUACUUACUGUAUUUAUCACAAUAUACAGUUUUCUAUUUCUUGACGCACGUAAAAAACGAGGACAAUGGGUUUAUCCUGCUUUAGAAGCAUUGACGCCUUUACAGGCUAUCUGGGUUCUGACAUCUUCUCUGAUAGGGUCUUUUGUUUUCUUUUUUCUCGGUUAUUACAUAUAUAGCAAGAUAAAAGGUACUAUUAAACUAUUUAAAACUUAUCUAUUUUUAAAUACGAGGGAUAUUAACUUUUUCUAUAUUUUAAUAUUUAAUUACAAUAAGGACAUGGUGAUAUGUGAUACUAUCAAUGCAAUAUCUGUUUCUUAAUAGGUUUAAUAGAUAAAUUUAUUAUGUAAUAAAUCAAUUGUAUGGAUAUUUAAUGAGAUGAAUGAGGUAAGACUUACUGAUUAGGUGGGUUCAUGGUCACAUAGAGGUUAUAAGUAUGUAAUGAUAAAACUGAUUAAAAUGGCUGGACAAAGUGGCUGAUUUUGCCUAGUAAGGCUUUCAAACCAGGGCUUGAAAUAGAAAAUAAACUUUUAUUUUUAAAAGGUUUCGGUAUCAGUGAAAUUUUUAUUGUCGAUAGUUUUCAAUUAUUUUGGAACUAGAACUUUUUCCCUUGCAAGUUUUCAAGUAAAUUUUAUUCUUAGCUACUCAAACAAACAGCACAUUAGAGUGAAGAGUAAUUUAUUUAAGACAAAUUAUUACUCUAAUCUAAGCCCAAUUACUGUUUAUUUUUCAUUUAAUGGAACCCUUUUAAGAACUUAAAUAAAUACUAGUUAAACUCAUACCAUAAACAUGGAACUUUAUUAAAAUAUUUUUCCUAAAAAAAUUCACAGAAACUAUUAAAAUGGAACUUUUUAAAAAUUGACAUGUAAGUUUCAACCCCUGCUUCAAACCUCCGAGAAUUCUUAGACCAGGAGUUCUCGACUUCUUUGAGAAGUUGGCUCAUACGGAGUUGCUUAUGAGGCGCAUAAGGCGCAAUUGGAUUAAAAAUAUAAAUAAAAAAAAACAUUCCUGAUUAUUAUUAUAACGUAGCAUCUUUUAAAAUACAUUUAGUAUAACGUACUAUAUUAAGGAUUAAAUAAAUAAGGUAAUGUAUUGUAAAUAUGAACAAUAGCCACAAUACAAAAUGUUCUCUUACAUGAAAACUUAACAAACAUCUAUCACGUGUAGUGGCUAUUUUACAACAGCACUGUGUAACAAGUUGUUACUAACAACUAAUACUAAUAAAGCAAAAUAGUCUGUUUAGCAGAUAACUCACUAGCAAUAUUUUAAUAACCGGAGGAGUAAUUUUUUAUUUAUUUUCUUCAACUUUAAAAUUUACUUUGCUUUUCAUGAUUUUGUUAUGAAAGCGGUCAUAAGCUUAAUCACCUCU
Molecule: messenger RNA, 1991 nt
Organism: Nezara viridula (southern green stink bug)
Lineage: Eukaryota; Metazoa; Arthropoda; Insecta; Hemiptera; Pentatomidae
Source: the annotation of a GenBank genome assembly